CGUUCGUUGGUCCAUGGUUGUGACUCGUGUGAUGUGUGUCUAAAAUACCUUGAUGAUAUAAAACUUAAUCUUUUUAUUGUUGUUUUAGUUCAUUUAAUUAAUCAAUUUAUUAUCAAUAUCUGCUAGGGACAGCAUUAGUCGUAGCAUUUGCAUUUGUCUUAAGUUUGUUAGCUGGAAUAAAAUUGAGUAACGUCAAUAUUUAGACGAAAUAAACAUUUUAUUUUUCAAUAGCAGAACUAAUAGGCCUGUCUCGUAAAUUAUUUAUUGCUGUACUUCAAUGUGUUGAAGAAUGGAUUCUGACUCUCUUAUUCUUACUUUUAGGAGCUCCAAAUUUUAGAAUUGUCCCUGAGUGGUGCACUUCACACAAUAUCUAACUGAGACACAACACGGCAAUACAAGAUGGCACCUCUGCUGGAAGAUGAUACCUUAGGGUUUGGAGAAGAAGAGGAAGUAGGAAAACUAACGCAUCCUUAUGUGACAUUUUUCCACUUGGCAUUCCGAGGAGCUGCUCUUCUCCUAUAUAUUUUCUGCAACAGUGGAGGAGUAAGUUUCAUCACCACCUUCGUGGUUGUCACACUUUUGUUAUCCAUGGACUUUUGGACUGUCAAGAAUAUCACAGGUCGGCUGAUGGUGGGUCUAAGAUGGUGGAACUAUGUGGAUGACAACGGAGACUCGCAUUGGGUCUUUGAAUCCAGGAAGGGGGGCUCACAGAACCGCAUCAACGCGCGAGAGGCACGCGUGUUCUGGCUAGCUCUGACCAUUGUUCCGGUGGUCUGGGCACUCUUCUUCCUCGCUGCACUGUUCAGCUUCAGCUUCAAGUGGUUGCUAUUGGUGGGCAUAGCUCUGACGCUCAAUGGAGCGAACCUCUAUGGCUACAUCAAGUGUCGAAUGGGUCACAACGAUCAGAAGUUUACGACUACAGCAAAUGAGUUCUUCAGGAAGCAAGUCAUCCAUAGUGUCGCAUCAAUGUUUACAUCGUCAGCUAACACGGCCCCCUCUGCAUCCCCCACUUCUCCCCGCCCUACCAAUGUCGUCUAACCUGAUUGUGCAUGCGCUGGAUCGACUGAAUUUGUAAAUAUGUGAUGGAAAAGACCGUCUAUGCCAACUGUCUUGUUACAUUUAAGUGUUUGAGUGUAGAUUAAAUUACGUAAUUCAGACAGUUCUGUCUGGUUGCAUUACCUCUUUGGCCGGUAGUUUUAGUUUUGAAUAAGUGUAAGAAAAGCUUCAAACAUUCUUUAAUUAAGAUUUUAAAUAUUUUUAAUGUCUUUUUGGACAGAUCAAACAUUCAAAUAAUGUUAAAAAUCAAUGUUGUCAAUUACAUGUACACUGUUUAGGUUUGGGUGAUAGUUUUAUUUAUGCAAAAUUGAAAACAAAUCCAUUGUUUUAUUACAGGUAUGACAUAUUUAAUAAUAAUGUAUUAGUAUUAUAAUUAAUUUUGAAAUAAUUUUAAUAUAUAAUGAAUAUUGUGGUUGCAAUUAUGUGAUGCUCUAUUCUAGAAAAGCUCAAAGUUGAAUGUUGUUACUGUUAGGGAACCAAAAUUUUGUUUGUGAAUGUUUAAAGGUAGCUAGCUACUAAUGCAAACAAUUUUUGUAUGUGAAAUGUUCAAUAUUGUUUCUUUAUAUGUUUCUAAUAAUAAUUAAACUGUUAUUGUUUUUAAAAAUUGUUUUAGGAUUUUUUUGGAAAAGUUUUAUUUGGUUGUAAAAUAGCCAGUACAUCUAGAGAUUGUUUAUUUUAAAUAACCUAUAUUUACAACUCGCAAUUAUGUUUCUAAACAUUCACUUUUAUAUGAAUUCAGGGUGGCCACCCACCCGGAAUAAGCCGGGAAUCUUCCUGUAGACAGGAAAAAAUCUCAGGACUCUGAACAAUGUUUAUGUGUGUAAGAAAUUAUGAAAUCAAGAAAUAAUUUUACAGCUCUUUGAAUUAGGAGUUGAUUAAUCCCAAACAUUGUAUUUCACGUGACUCGAACCAUGUAACUGUGAAUGAAGAUCGACCACGUCUCGGUGAUAUUGCCAAAUUGUUUACAUUGUCUGUAGAUAGUAUGUGUGCGAUCGACCAUGUGUCUCAAGCUCCACUUGACACCAGUUAAUCCAAAAUUGCUUCCACUAGUGUAGAGGAGUUUAUCUUAGUUAGUUCUACCCUAUGUCACGUAAGCUCCCAUACACACAACAAUCCAUUUGACAAUUAAAGUCGGCCGACCGAUCAUCUCAGUUUGGUUUGUGAACAAAUGCUCCUCACCACAGUCUGGUUGGUAAUCAGAUCACUUAGGUUAAAAGUGAGGUUCCUUUUUGUCACAUCACGGUCACAUCCAAAGCUGAACUAAUCUUGUUGCCAGUCUGUAUACGAUCGGUUGGGUGAAUUCCCCACACAUGUUAGUCUUCAUCGUCAGAAUGGCAUUGGUUGAACAACUGGUGGAAAUCUCACCAUUUAUCUGAUCAACUAAUCAUCUCAAUGGCUUGACGAUCGGUCAGAAGUUAGAACUAUUCAAACCAAAAUCGUCAAACCAAAUGUUACAUGAGGAGUCAGUCAUACAUCAUGUUGUGUCAUAGUCACUGUAUGUAUUUAUUUUCUAGUUGUGUUUUCAUGAUGGCCUGAUUCUGCUAUUUUAUACCUCAAGGCAAAAAAAAUAUUUAAGAGCCAGUAAUUGAUUAUGUAUUCCUGGGGAAACUGUGGAAGAUAUUGUUCGUUACUUGUGUCAACCUGUAGAUAACGAAUUAACCUCACUUCGAUAACUUACGUAGCAGAUAACUUUCUGAUGUAUUCUACGUAUAUAACUUGGCAGUGGGUUAUAUUUAUAGCCAUGAUACUUUCGAGGGACUUUAAAAAGCGUGGAUUAUGCUUAAUUGUAAGCGGUAAUUGUGUUUUUUACUCUAAUUUAAAUUUUCAAACCUUUGUUCAAUAUUUAUGUAUGUGCUGAUAUUUACAGCUAAUCUGUGUUCCCUUCACAAUUUUUGUAGUUGUAAAUUUUCUCUAUAAAAUAUAUUUUUUUUCAUCAUGACUAGGGAAAUUUUUCAUACAUUUUAAAUUCAUAAUAGGUUUAAUAAGUGGUACAAGUGUAUGCCCAUAUUUUUGUGUGGAUUUAAAGCCUACAUUCUGGAAGUUCGUAUUAUAAUCUUUCAAAUUAAAGUAGAAGGUAGGGGAUAUGUCUUUGUUUUUAAAAUAUAACUAAUUCUCUGAACCUCUGCAAAUUCUUUUGCGAUAGAGUAGUAUUCAUGGAUUACUCUUUAUAUCAUCAGUCAGGUCUCAAAGGUUUAAGAAUGACCGAAAUUGGAUUGGUGUUGAUUUUGUUUAAACCAUAUUUAGAUUAAAACAAGGCUAUUAGGAUUAGAAAUUCUAGAAUCUGGAAUCAAGAUUUUAAGAUUUAAAAUCGGAUUUGAAAAUUUUGAAUUUGUCUAUGAUAAUAGAAGUACUUAAAAUUUUCUUGGGAAGUCACGAUUUUAUAAUAUUAUAACUAGUAAUGUGUCAAAGCUAAAUCUGAAUUCCAAAUAAGUUUAUUCACGGUCAACAGCUAUGCCUUAGCAGGCAAACUACCGAUUUUAAAUAUAUGUUAUCGUUAUACUUUCUGAAUGAAAAAAAUGAGAUAUAUAAACUAAUUAACAAAUUGCAGUAGUUUAAACAAAUAAUAUUUUGGUUACAUUUCAUAUUUUCUAUUUAUAUUGAAGUGCAUCAUCACGAGUCUGCUGCGUCUAUCUGCUGCAACUGCGUAAAUUUCUUCAAAAUAACAUGGCAUUCUUAGGCUUACUUUUUACCCAAAAAAAUAAACAAAGUUAAAAGUUGAAUCCAGUUAAAAGUUUUUUUUGUUUAUUUUCUGUUGUACCGAACCAACCUAGCAUACUGGCAAACCUGUGGUUUCGUACCAAAGUUCCUUCAUUGCAGAUGUCUGAUCUUCAAUACAAGACUGUUUGGCCUACACCAGCACUGAUUGGUUAUUUUUGUUCUCUUUUAUUUUCCAAAUGCACACAUGCAUUUUCAAAACAUGACAAAGGAAAAUUAUUAGUUAUACACAAUGAAAGACACAAGAGAUAUAAACAAUAAAAUAGCAGGUAGCGAUGUAUCGUCACAGAAUUUCUUGCAUGUACGUGCUAAUUUGCUUGGCCACCGCAACUUGUGGCAUUUACUACAAAUACAGCCGGUGAUGAGAAACCAUCACUGUUGCACUCGUUGGAAAAUGCACUAGAGAAUUUUUUACAGAGUUUUUUUAGUGGCCAUUAUAUUGGCCAGUGUUUUACAUGCUUAUAUAGUUAUACCAAUAACCAUUUGUCUGUAAUUAAGACUGCUUUUUAAAUGCUGAGAUGGGUAGCGGAGACAUGUAAUCCAGUGACUUUGAAUGAUUGGAUUACUCAAAGUCAACACUAACCCUUUUGAUGACAGGGAUCCUUGUAAAGGUGUCCAGGUCUUGGGAAGGGUGUUAAAGAUUUUAGCAAACCAAUAUAAUUGUAAACCCUACACAACUCUAUGUAAAAUUUAGAGCUUAACUUGGUUACAAGAUUACAACUUCCUCACUAGUCACACUCAUCAUCCAUUCAUUUUUAGUAUUAAAUACCUACAUAGUUAUGUUUUGAUAAUGAAUGAGAUCAAAACAGUUCAUAGAACAUAGAGCAUUGAAGGUAGAGCCAUCCUUCCCUCUUAUCUCUUUUAAUAGUGAAAAUAAAAUAAAAUACUUUUUAUGGAAUUAUAAGCUUCUUAAAUAAUAGGCAUUUUCUACUUAGUAGUUUUAGAAAAAUUGGGUGAAAAGGAGAGUGGACAUCAACCCAAAAUUUUAAUCUCUAUCUUGUGGCCAUUAAAAACGUAACAUAAUAAAUUACAAAUUCAAAACUGCUUAAAAAAAUCUUUUGUCUCCACACAAGAUGUCUCUGUUUAAAGUUUAGAACUUUUAUAUUUUUGAGUGGUAACUAAGAAACCUGAUUGAAACAAUUGAAAUUGAAAUUAAAUAUUUUUUAAGUGAUUGUUAUGUAAAUUUCUAGUUAUAAAUAAUGUUCUAUUUGUUCAAAAAUGGACUUAACGUAUUUUUCAUGUAUACAAUAUACAAAAUGUUACAUUUUAAAUUAUUCACUAUUUUUUAUUGGGACAAGUUAAAAUCUUUGUCAGCGGGUUUACCGCUUUAUGCUUUUUUAUCCCAUGGAUCACUCAAGGGGGAUUACUAUUUGAUUUUUAGUUGUCUCUGAAGCAGUUCAUAUUUUGAAAAAGUGAAAAUAAUUUUUAAAGUUUUGAUAUUAAAUUGUCUACUGCAGGUUUUCCAAAGAAUAUUAUUUUAUUUUAUUGUGUUAUUUAAUGUAUUAUGCCACUUUGUGGUGGAGUGGCCUUAAGUUAAUUAUCAAAAAGGGUUAACAAGUAAGACACUGAUAAUUUUAGUACUGGCUCUUUUAAUUCCAGAUAGAUAGUGGCAGCAUUCUGCCUUUUAUUCCCAUGUGUCGGGCAAAGUUGGAUCAUACUUUCUGAAUAGCUCUUAUAGUUACAGGAGUUAAUCAUUUUGGUUUCUUCUUCUGAUUUAUGGGUAAGUUUGCUAUUAGAGAAAAAAAAGGAUUUUAUACAUUCAUAAACUGUAGUAAGUAUUGAAUUCCUAUUAAAAUAAUUUAACUCUGAGAGCCCAAGCACAGGUUGUGUCCCUCAUGUGUCAAAAAUAUGAGUUAGUUUUAGAGUAAUAGGUUUAAUGUAUUAAAAAAGAACACAGUUUACAAUAAUUUUAAUUUUAAAAUAAAUAUUGAUAAUUAACUUGUUUUGUGGAAUUUUGGUUUGAAACAGAAUGUCUUAGAUAAACUUGAAUUUUAUAAAACACUCACUUAACAUGUAACAGCACAUGUGCAUUACUGUGCUUGUUUGUUUGUGUAACAGUUUUUGGUGCUGUGAUCUGUAAUUUAUUAUGUUAUUUAAGAUUUGAUUGUGUUGUGCAUCGGAUUACCGAAUACAGAAAACUUGAUUCACAAACAUCAAUUUUAGAACAGUCGUCACACAACAUAAAAGAAAAAAGUAAUAAAUUAUGGUGUUGUGUUCAAUUUCCCUCUCCAGAAAAUCACCAAUGGUGUAAAUUGACUCCUCCAUAAGCCAGCAGCGCAGUCCUCUUUUCAAGUUGCUUUCCUCCAGUUGCUUGAGCUGGGUUGGGAGAGCAUUGAAUAGCUUAGCUCCAGCAUAAGAUGGUUUUUUGGUAAAUAGUGCAGUUCUGUGAGCUGGUAAAUUGAAGUUAUGCCCAUGCCUGGUUUCCCUUCCAUGGCGGUUGUUUCGAGUCAAGUUGAGACUAUGAGCAUGUAGGAUGAUCUCAAGAAUGUAGAGAGCUGUCACAGUGAGUAUCUUUAAGUCUUUGUAGGCUUCUCUACAGCUGUCCCGGGGCGCAAGGCCAGCCGUUACUCUUAUCACCCGCUUCUGAAGGACCAUAACACGUUGAAGGUUGUUGUUUGAGGACGCUCCCCAAAGAUUGCAUUUUUAUCCUAUGGUUGUUUGAUCCGUGUUACACUAUGCCACAUAAUUUCUUCCCACUGUAUUAUAUAUACACACACACACACACUUACAUGACUGUUAUAUCUUAUCUUCCAUACCACCCUGCAAUCACAGUCAGGCAAAUAUAUUUAUAUUUUGAAUUAAAGGUCAAAGUUUAUUAUGAAAUAAUUAUUGUAAUAAUUAUCUUUAAAAUGCAGGGCCUCAUUUUUAGUUUAUUAAUAUCUUCCUAUUGCACACUUCAGAAAAGUAUAUAUAUUUUAAUAAUUAAACAAGUUUGUGCAAUACUUUUAUGUUUGUUGAUUUUUAGAAUGUGAAUUUUAAAUUAUUGUGCAAGAAUCUCAGUAACAAGAAUACAUGAUGUAGAAAUGUAAAUAUACAAUUUGUGACAUUUAAGUGAAUCGUAUAUUUUAAUUUUGAUGUAUUAAUUUCAAAAUAGCCAAUGUUAUAUUUUGAGUUUUGUCAUUUUUGUGAAUAUACAUGACCUGUGAUCACACGGUCAGUGCCAUGAAAGUGUAUGAUAACAUGGAUCUAGUCCUAUCUUGACUGGAGCACAAUUCAUCAGUAGUCUGUUGAUUCUUCCAACUUUGUUUUGUAUGAUACAGGCCUGUAGCCUGUGAAAAGUAGCAUAACAAAAAGAAAAUAACAGUUUUAAUUAGAUGAUUUAUAUGGUCUAGUGUAUUACAGAUGAUUGUUAUCAAUUAUUUAACAAAAAACUAUGAGUUUCUUAACUUGUCAUAAUACAAAUUAGUGGAUAUCUGAAUAACAAUUCACUUUUGCAAAGUCUUAUUUGAGUCCAGUAAAGUUAUUAAUCACUGUAUUGCGACAUCAAAGAAUGUGUUGAACAGACUAGUAGUUUGAAACGGAAUUACAGUUUUUUUUAAUACAGUUGAAAAUUGAUUUUAUUUAAACAAUCAGCCAGUGUUUAAAUUAAAAAAAAAAAAAAAAAAACUUAAAUAACGUUAUUUUUGAAUGCGCAACGAAAAUGUUUUGGUUAAAAACAAUGACUUGUAGUUCUGGUUGAGUAUUUGUGAAUUGGAGGAGACUUAUAAAUUUCCCAAAUGUUAUUUUGACAUUAUUGCUUUGGUUGUUAGUUCUAUUUAUUCUUAACUUAGGAAGUAACAAAAUUACUUGGUAAAUUAUUCCACUUUCUGAAAUAUAUUUAUCAAAUUUUAAGUAAAGCUGUGUCUGAAAUUAACAAAUAAAAAUAUAUUAAUAGUUACAAAAAUGAAAUGUUAGCCAAAAAGCUAAGUAUUUAUUUUACUAGGGUAAAACAGAAAUUGUGUUAUAGCCUUAGUUGUAAUCUAUCUUCUGUUUAAAUUUAAAAUUAAGUUUUUCUAAUUACAGUUCUUCAGUUUUAGCUUUAAAACAUAAUACUACAAGUUCCUAAAUUGUUUGCCAGAGAUUUACAGUACAUUACAUUUGCUUCGUUGUAGAUAAAUGUUGUAUACUUCAUAAAAACCGUUGUUUAUAAACAUUCCAUUGUAUAUAGUCUGUAUAGUAGUGAAUUGUAUAAAUUAAUGAUUAAUAAAUGUUUUACUGAAUGGUA
Messenger RNA from Homalodisca vitripennis (glassy-winged sharpshooter), 7975 nucleotides. RefSeq lists its product as uncharacterized. The coding region runs from base 400 to 1038 and encodes 212 amino acids. Gene Ontology annotation, biological process: vesicle-mediated transport; protein secretion. Gene Ontology annotation, cellular component: Golgi membrane. The record is from RefSeq and is a predicted model, not a curated record. NCBI's taxonomy places the organism in Eukaryota, Metazoa, Arthropoda, Insecta, Hemiptera, Cicadellidae. The transcript has 8 exons.